CAAACAUAGGAAAACUAAAAGUUACCGGAGUAGAUGGGGUGAUUAAGAUGGAAAAGUAUGAGAAAAUUCGAGUGGUUGGAAGAGGAGCAUACGGGACAGUAUACCUCUGCCGUCGUCUUAGCGACCAAAAACUCAUCAUCAUCAAGCAGAUCCCAGUGGAGCAGAUGACACGAGAGGAACGCCAAGUAGCCGUCAAUGAGGCCAAGGUGUUAGCGAUGCUGGAUCAUCCAAACAUCAUUGAGUAUUAUGAGAACUUCCUGGAGGAUAAAGCUUUAAGUAUCGUCAUGGAAUAUGCAGAAGGUGGAACGUUAUUUGAGUACCUUCAACAUAGAGGGAAUGCGUUAUUAGAGGAAGGGGAAGUUCUGCGGCUCUUCAGCCAGCUUCUUCUCUCCCUUCAGCAUGUACACUCCAAGCAAAUUCUCCACCGGGAUCUGAAGACACAGAAUAUCCUGCUCAACAAGCGUCGGGAUGUGGUGAAGAUCGGAGACUUUGGCAUCUCUAAGAUCCUCAGCAGUAAGAGUAAAGCCUUCACGGUGGUUGGAACUCCGUGCUACAUCUCACCGGAACUUUGUGAAGGGAAACCCUACAACCAAAAGAGUGAUAUUUGGGCUGUAGGAUGUGUUCUCUAUGAGCUGCUCACAUUGCGGAGGGCCUUUGAGGCAGACAAUCUACCAGCGUUGGUGAUGAAGAUCAUGCGAGGAUCUAUCGCGCCGAUCUCGGAGCGUUACAGCGACGAUCUGAAACGUCUCCUGCUUCUGAUGCUUCACCUCGAUCCCGACAAGAGACCGACCAUAAACCAAGUCAUCGCUGAGCCCAUCGUUAUCAAAAUGCUUGCCAAUGUGUACAUGGAGAUUGGACGAGUCAAAUGCCCUAUCAAGAUCCCAAAAUCUCUUGGGAUGACAUCAAGUUCCAAGGGUUCAAACCGCAAAGGAAGUACCAAGUCCCUGUCCCGCAGAAGCUCCAAGCUGGUCCUAGACAGCAGUAACUCCAACCUGCCGAAGCUACAGCCCCUAUCCACAGUCUACUGCUGGGGUCAUGGGGUCACCACGCCCAUCAGUCUCCCCCUCCCUCACAGCGACAUCCAGGUCAUUCAGGUGUCCACUGGUCGCACUCAGAGAGUUGCCGUCACCAAAAAUGGACGACUUAUCAUUUGGGAGUCUUCUUCUGUAGGGUCUUCAGCUACCAUGCUACCAGGUGCAGUGGACCAGUCGUAUCCAUCCUUCAUACCACGCUUUCUAGAGGGGCAGUCAGCGGUUACCAUUCAACAUGUGUCGUGUGGGGAUAUGUUUACAGCGUGUCUGACUGAUCGAGGCAUUUUAAUGACCUACGGCAGUGGGGCUCACGGUUGUCUGGGUCAUGGUGACUACCACGACGUCUCCCAGGCAAAGAUUGUGGAGGAGUUGCUAGGUUAUGAGGUCGUCAAGGUUUCAUGUGGGGCGUCACAUGUCAUGGCUGUCACUAACGACAAUGAAGUUUUAUCCUGGGGUAGAGGAGAAAACGGUCGUCUGGGUUUGGACAGCCAAGAGUCUUUCUCGUCACCACAAAGCGUCAUUCUACCUGUAGAGAGUCUGAUUACUUCUGUACACUGUGGUCUGGACUGCUCCUUGUUACUGACAGAGGACAAGAAAGUUCUGGCCUGUGGGAGUAACAGAUACAAUAAACUUGGUCUUGACAGCAUCAGUCUAAGUGGCAAGACCCUUAACAAGGUGGAUGAGAUGCGGACAUAUGCACCGGUUGCUUCCUCACCCAUCAAUCAGCUGUCAAUCAAAAGUGUUGCCAUAGGAACGGCUCAUGCUGCCAUUGUAACAGAUGACCAACAGUGCUACAUGCUCGGGUCCAAUCAGUUCGGUCAGCUUGGUUGUGAUACGGAUCCCCUAGUUACCAGAAUCCCUUGCAAUCCAGAGUUCCAAGAUGGCGUCAUAGUUACAGACGUCGCGUGUGGUGACAUGUUUACUGUUGCUCUUUCAUCCGAUGGUCAGGUGUUCUCGUGGGGUAAGAGUUCACGAGGUCGACUCGGCCGAACUGAGGUCAACUCUAGCAUCCCCCAGAAAGUUGACCUCGGCCGGGGUGAAGAGGAAUCGUUCAGCCUUCUGUCAAUCUCAUGUAACCAUGGCAACACCCUGCUUGCAACCAGACCUUUUGACAACUCGGCAGAUUCUCCUUGAUGACCAAAUUUUGAUGACCUCUGACCUGGUCACCUCUAAUUCAAUGUCUUCUGACCUGGGCCCAAUUUCAUAAUGCUGUUAGGCAGAAAGUUCUGCUCAGAAAAUUUCUUGGCUAAGCAAGAAAUGACCAAGGUACGAGUCGUAGCUGUGGUAUCUGAAUGGUGUUUGGCUGGUAGUCUAUUUUUGCUAAGCAAGUUUUUGUGCUUAUGGCUUUAUUUAAUUGGGACCUCAUAGGCAUUUUAACUGGAAAGAGAGCAAGCCCUUCUUUGACUAGAUGCUGCUGAAUGGGAAUGCGGCCUCCAAAUAAAAAAUAUCUGUGCCAUAGCACAUUAAAUUUUGUGUCUCCAAACUUGUAAUUUAAAGCCCAUCAUGGACGUUUUAUUAUCUAAACGUACCGAGCCUUGCAGAAAAUAUUUUUUAAAGAACUUGCUAUGCAUUAUUUGUUUUUUAUAAACAGCACUCUAUUUAUAUGUACAUAUUUAUUUUACAAUUUGUAUGCUGUAUAUUGUGAAGAAUAUAUUGAAAUUUUGAUACAAAAUAAAAAGA
This is a messenger RNA of Asterias rubens (European starfish), 2711 nucleotides long. RefSeq names its product serine/threonine-protein kinase Nek8-like. Lineage: Eukaryota; Metazoa; Echinodermata; Asteroidea; Forcipulatida; Asteriidae. The record is from RefSeq and is a predicted model, not a curated record. Gene Ontology annotation, biological process: protein phosphorylation. Gene Ontology annotation, molecular function: protein kinase activity; ATP binding. The transcript has 15 exons. The coding region runs from base 48 to 2165 and encodes 705 amino acids.